GUCCACCAGGGCUACUUCGACAUCAUGUUUCCCACCGACUUUAACAUCGUCGAGGCCAUGUACCAGGUCAUCACGGGCAAGCUCACGCGCGUCUCGUCUCACGGCGACUUUAUGCGCCGCUGGGCCUACCUCGAGGACACGGAGACGCGCAGCGGCGAGAACCCCCUGCUGAGCUACUACCAGAACGCCAGCGUCAUGGUGACCGUCUAG
Messenger RNA from Verticillium nonalfalfae, 210 nucleotides. RefSeq lists its product as uncharacterized. The annotation marks the transcript as partial. The record is from RefSeq and is a predicted model, not a curated record. Lineage: Eukaryota; Fungi; Ascomycota; Sordariomycetes; Glomerellales; Plectosphaerellaceae. The transcript has a single exon.